Onychostoma macrolepis is the source of this 3024-nucleotide messenger RNA. RefSeq lists its product as uncharacterized. The transcript has 8 exons. The record is from RefSeq and is a predicted model, not a curated record. The coding region runs from base 402 to 1019 and encodes 205 amino acids. Lineage: Eukaryota; Metazoa; Chordata; Actinopteri; Cypriniformes; Cyprinidae.
UCCGGGUGAAAACUCAACACCGGCAGAUCAACGUGCUAUUAGCUUUCUCCGUAGUACGGUACUAAUAACUGUUUUAGUAGUGUAUAUUUAAUCAAAAACGAUGUGGGCUGUGAAGGGGUCAUACAGGUUGAUCUGUCAGUCGUGGGUCUUUCAUGCGGAGAACUGUUUUUGUGUAAGAUGCGUUUAAUAGUUAAUGGCUAAACUUGGCUGUUUUGCUAUUGCGUUAUUAUCGUUAGUGUUUUUAUAAAACGUCUCCGUAAAUCGGUAACGUUAGAGGUAUCCGCUGGAGUUUGAGGCCUCACAGGCAUUUCCGCUCAGGUCUGCUGCUGUCCUUGAUUGAGGCCAAAAUCUAUACCAAGACGAUCAUUAAAAAGUCUGAAGUGGGAGAGAAUGGUCAAGUGAUGGUGUGUAUAGGAGACAAGUUGGUUGCACAGUACUUCUGUAAUGCAGGGAUCUGUUGGAAUGAGACAAACACUGUGGGCCAACUGAUAGAGCAAUCAGGGAAUUUGGUUUUGAUCAUGCAGAACAUCAGUUCAAUUGAUCGGUUUGAUGCAUUCCACAAUCAAAAACCAAUUCUACGGAACUUCACUCUUGAUGAAGUUCUCCCGACCUCUGCAGCACCUGACCUGACAGAUGAAGAUGUGACACUGAAACCAAGCAUCACUCGGACAGUUCUCCGGACCUCUGCAGCACCUGACCUGACAGAUGGAGGACUGAACCCAAGCAUCACUCCGACAGUUCCCCCGACCUCCACAACACCUACUCUGGCUGAAGAAGCACUCAACCAAAGACAUUUAGAGCCACGCAACAAGACUGGCACUACUAAAGCACUCAUUGUAGUAGCUCUAGCUCUAGCAGCUGUAGUGGUUCUAGUGGCAAUAAGACUAGAUUUAAAAUCUGGACGAAAUGGAAGAAUUGCAAGGGCCAUCGCAUUUUUUAGAAGGGGAUGUUGUGACCCAGUGCCAAACCAGCAUGACGGAAAUUCUGUGGAAAUGCAGUCCCUGGCAGCUCCAGUGUAGGUGGACAUGGGUCAUUUGGCCCAGAAUGAUGUCCUCCCCUCCAUGGAAUCAGUGCAAUGUGCCAAGAACUGCAUGGAGUGAAGAACAACACUGGUUUUUGGUCCUAUAAUCAUGUGCAAUAGUUUACAAGUUUGACAUGACUGAUAUAUCAGGAUUAUUGUACUAUAACUUAUUGAGUAUGUAUUUCUAUUUAUUUUAUUUAUGUACAAUUUAAAAUUAGCUUUACAAGUAAUGGGGGUUUUUGUCUACCCUCAUUGUUUCUAAUGAAGGAUGCAAGUUAAAGUAUGCUAUGUGUACAAAUUCUGUCCUCCAUUUUGGAGGCAGUACUUGUUAUUACUCUUAGGCCCUGAUUUGCUAAGACCUCAACUAAAGGUUACUAAUUGGCUUGCACAAUUGAACUAAUCAGUCUAAUUGCAUGUACCAUUGUGUGCGUAUUUCAGGUGAUUUUUCAUCAGGGGUUUUUUCAUAAACAUGAAAUGUGUAGUCUGCACUAGGCUAUGUUAGUAGAUCAGCACACUUUUUUUUGUGGCUGCUAAUUUAAGUUUUUAUAACCGCAAACUAUUAGUAAGUUGGGGCCAACGUGACAAACAAAAUGAAGUGUUUCUAAGUACAGUAUUUAUCUUAGAAACGGUGCACACUGGGUCAAUGCAGUGUUUUGAACUUGAAUAUGUUCUAAACGUUUUUGCUUUUAAUUUGUACUUCGAGAAAGAAAUCUCUAGAGGUUGAUUGAUAAAGGUUUUGUUUUAUUUAUUUUUUUUUACAACCAAUACCGAUUAUUUUUGUUUUUUUCCCCCCCAGUUUUGCAUACUGGUAGCAACUGUUAUGAUUCUGUCCCAAAUGUACAUUAUAAGGGGUGGAUACUUAAGGGAGUUGGGAAACACUGACCUAAAGCAAACAGUCAGAAAACAGAAAACUACAAAUAAAGUCUACAAAUAAAAUAAAUAGAAAUAAAAAAAUAGGUCUUUAUUAUGCCACAGUUAUAAUCAGAGGUGGAAAGCACCCUGAAAAAAGCAUUACUUUUUAAAUGUCUACAAGUAAUCUACUGAUAUUUGAUCAUUUUAUUCAAGUUCGCUACUGUAGCUAUUGUUAUUAUAACUCAACCUUAGCUACUGUAAACAGCUACUGUUAUUAUUCCAAAUCAACUUGUAGCUACAUUAACUAACUGUAGCUAUUGCUAUUAUUCGAACUCAAUCGUAGCUGCUGUUAUGAUUCUAACAGAACUGUAGCUACACUCCUGACUCUUCAAGUUUGUGUUCUCCAUAGAUUUGUUGACAUAACCGUAAUGCAAUACUAAAGACAUGGAGAGUACAUGUAGUACUUUUAUUAGCUUUUUUAAAACCUGCAGUAAAAAUGUGGUUUCCCAUGCUUUUUAAACUGCUAUUUUAUUUUAUUUUUUUGCAUACAACUGAAACUUGAAUAUCCAAUCCAGUUUUUUUUUCAUGUUGUUUUAUUUGUCUUCAAUCCACUUUCAUGUUUCAGAGUUCAGUAUGAUAGACUUUUUCCCAUUUUGUGGGACACAGUGUGGUUGCAAUAACCAGUUCUUUAGUAUCACUGCCAACUUUAUUCAGUGAUACCGUUUACUUGGCUUGAAUCUGCCUCUCCAUAUUGUGCCAUCAGGGCUAUUUUCUCGCCAGUUUUUCUACUAUUUGUAACUGUAUUUUAAAUAUCAGAAAAGUAUUUUAAUAUAAAAGAUUUUUAAUAAAUGGUAAACUAUUGCACAUGUUAAAUGUUACAUUUUGUAAACUGAUGUUUCAAGAUACUUUUGUUUGUAAAUGUGAAAAUAUCAUGCCAUGAAGUGAUCAAAUAUCAAUCAAAUGAGCAAAUGUCUCUGUAGCUUUUCUCAGCUGUACUUCAUUUAUUCCACUUCAUCAGCGGUUCAGUGAGUAGCACCUUACAGCACAGUCUCUGUGGUGUUUGCAUGUUCUCCCUGUGUUUGCGUGAGUUUCCUGAGUGUGAGUAAUUUUCCCCCCACAACUCAAAUACAUGAAGGACAUGUUUAAUCUUA